GUGCGCAUGCGCAGAUACAUGCAGCCGGACUUGGUGAAGUACUACCGGCACAGCGUCGACUGGGACGACAUGGUCGACCACAUGCAGAACAGCUUCCAGUGCUGUGGCAUCGGACCCCUCGCGUACCAGGACUGGGACCGGAACAGCCGUUACCGAUGCACACCCAGCAACCCCAGCCACGAGCGAUGCUCCGUCCCCGAGUCGUGCUGCCGAGUCAAGAGCGCCGGUUGUGGCAGGAACGUGCUGUCCAAGAGCUGGGACGAAGCGAAGCAGCAGAUACACGGCGACAGCUGCCUGGACAGCGUCCUCAGCUCGGUGCGCCGCAACGUGGUCGUCGUCGGCGGCGUGGCACUGCUCGCCUCCAUAGGGCUGCUGCUUGCAGUGGCCACGACACGGGACUACAUGAACGGAUUACGGCGGCCCAAGCAGGCGCCGGACGCCAGCUGCCAGCGCUUGCCCUACUAUCAGUAAAGAGACACAUCCUGCACGUGUGC
This is a messenger RNA of Rhipicephalus sanguineus (brown dog tick), 494 nucleotides long. Its product is annotated as tetraspanin-33-like. The record is from RefSeq and is a predicted model, not a curated record. Gene Ontology annotation, cellular component: membrane. Bases 7 to 471 code for a protein of 154 amino acids. The transcript has 2 exons. Lineage: Eukaryota; Metazoa; Arthropoda; Arachnida; Ixodida; Ixodidae.